CAUUUCCCAACCCUACUGGCAAUGCGGAAUCAAGAAAGAAGCAAACCUAAGGGCGUUGGCUAAACUCCGUCAAGGUUUCAGAUCCACCGACGGGGAAGGGAAAUCCUCGGGCACAUAAUUGAUGCAGGAAGUUCAGCUCCGUAAUCGCGACGCUGUACAAUACAUGGUCGGCGAGGAGAAUGGAAUUCGCGGUGGGGGUCGUCGUGGAAGCUCUGCAGCAGGGGAAGGCCCUGACCGAUGGAGGAUUGAGCAGGGAUCAAGUAAGGGACGUAGCUCGUAUGGUGGUUACUCCAACGGCAGUGAACAGAGACGGCGACGAUUGGACGGGGCGGGAUGGGGGCUCGAAGGUGGAGAGGGCGAAGAGGAGGAAGGAGAAGAUCUAGAUACCUGAUUCUGCACCCGACUGAAUCAACCUAGUUAAAUUUUGAUAAUUUUGAUAUUGAGGUUGGAAAAUAAAAAUAGCUAAAAUUU
Molecule: messenger RNA, 471 nt
Organism: Linum trigynum
Lineage: Eukaryota; Viridiplantae; Streptophyta; Magnoliopsida; Malpighiales; Linaceae
Source: the annotation of a GenBank genome assembly